Triticum aestivum (bread wheat) is the source of this 723-nucleotide messenger RNA. RefSeq lists its product as uncharacterized. The record is from RefSeq and is a predicted model, not a curated record. The transcript is spliced from 3 exons. The coding region runs from base 43 to 723 and encodes 226 amino acids. NCBI's taxonomy places the organism in Eukaryota, Viridiplantae, Streptophyta, Magnoliopsida, Poales, Poaceae.
GCUCCAUUGCGGCCACCCUCUCCUCCGUCCCCGACGACGACGAUGACUGAGGCGGAGGGAGAGUAUGGGCCCCAGUCCCCGCGGGUCGCCGGGAUCCGGAACGACCUGGCUGAGAUCGGGGGCAGGGUGAGGAGCGGCAUCUCGAUGCUGUCCAACGCCAACGCCGUGGCGGAGAUCUCCAAGAUCGCUUCGUCCUUCCUGCCUUUCGUGCCUGAGGAAGAGGAGGAGGAGGUGGAUGCGGUGGGCGUGACGGAGGAGGUGGUGGUGUUCGUCUGGCACAUCUCGACCUCUCCCGAGACGUGGCUCGAUUUCCCCCUCUUCGUCAACGACCGCCACGCCGAUGAUUUUGAACUGUCAGAUACACAAUAUGAACAUGCAUUGGCUAUAGAGCGUAUAGUACCAAGCUUAUCAUAUCUCAGAACCGAACUUUGUCCGACCAAUAUGAGUGAAGCAUGCUUUUGGAAGAUCUAUUUUGUGCUUCUUCACUCAAAGCUCAACAAGCAAGAUGCUGAACUUCUUUCAACGGCACAAAUCCUGGAAGCAAGAGAAGAGUUAUUGCAAAGCUCCCCAAGGAUGAAAAAUGUAGCGCCUGAGGGUCCUAGGGGCUCAUCAGCAAGCAGCAAUGUUCUAUCUACCCAAGCUGAAGAUAGAGAGUUGUCACCCUCAAGCAGCGGGGUACAGUACAGGGUCCUCUACGACUUCAUCAUGGUCUUCAACUCAUAG